Messenger RNA from Sclerotinia sclerotiorum 1980 UF-70, 207 nucleotides. RefSeq lists its product with no specific name. Bases 1 to 207 code for a protein of 68 amino acids. The transcript has 2 exons. The record is from RefSeq and is a predicted model, not a curated record. Lineage: Eukaryota; Fungi; Ascomycota; Leotiomycetes; Helotiales; Sclerotiniaceae.
AUGUUGGUACGAGAAGGAUACGGAAGACGUAGCACCCACGGAUUACGUAGGAAUAAAGUCAACGAAGCCUUCAAGAAAGCAGGAAUCAAUGGAUUAAUCAUCUCAGUUAUCAUUACUACAAGAAGCGGCAAUUUUAUACCAAUCAUUAACAACCCUUUCAAUAUACAAUUCCUGAUGGAAAAGAAGGAAAUCUGGGAUUGUCUAUAA